AUGAUUAAGUAAUGGAGGAAAAUUAUUAGACAAGAAAACUUAUAAUAACAUAGACGAUUAAACUUAAAAUAGACGAUUAUAAAGAAGGAUAUAUUUGAUUGA
Molecule: messenger RNA, 102 nt
Organism: Paramecium pentaurelia
Lineage: Eukaryota; Ciliophora; Oligohymenophorea; Peniculida; Parameciidae
Source: the annotation of a GenBank genome assembly